AUGUCCGUCGUCUUCUUCGUCUUCUUCAACUACAGCCAAGAAUGCUUCAAUGUCUUCAUCGAUGACUAUUUCCAUGAAGAAAUCGAAGCGGAGCUGGCAAGUCGCCGUAUUCGUCACCUCCUUCCGCUUAUAUCUGCUAUAGUCGGUUGUAUAGUUCUCUUUGUAUUCGCUAUUCUAUCGUUUCUAUCACCUCCGAUUUCAACUCGUCGAUUCCUACACCGUUCUUAUUCGUUGCAUAACAGAUUUGAGGUUGAUCGGAGACAGGAGAGUCGUUUGAGUAAGUGUAUGAAUCUGAAUGAAACUAUAUAUAUGUUAUCUGCAGCUGCUGAAGUUAAAACAGAUCCGAAUCGAUAUUUGAUGAUUGCGACUAGUGGUGGCUUAAAUCAACAACGUACAGGGAUCACUGAUGCAGUUGUUGUUGCUUACAUCUUAAAUGCCACACUUGUUGUCCCGAAGCUAGAUCAGAACUCUUUCUGGAAGGAUGCAAGCAACUUUUCAGAAAUUUUUGAUGUUGACUGGUUUAUAUCUUACCUAUCCAAAGAUGUCAAGAUCAUCAAAGAGCUUCCUUUUGAAGAGGGGAAGAAUAUAACACCAUACAGAAUGCGUGUUCCAAGGAAAUGCACACCCGAAUGCUAUGAAAAACGUGUAUUACCUAUCCUUAAGAAGAAGCAAGUUAUACAGCUUGGUAAAUUUGAUUACAGGCUUUCAAAUCAUUUGGAUGCUGAUUUACAGAAAAUGAGAUGCAGGGUUAACUAUCAUGCUCUACAGUUCACUGAUCCUAUUAUUUUAAUGGGUCAGAAAUUGGUUGAAAGAAUGAGGAUGAAAAGCAAGCAUUUCAUCGCUCUCCAUUUACGGUUCGAACCUGAUAUGCUUGCAUUUUCUGGGUGCUAUUAUGGUGGGGGAGAAAAGGAAAGGAGUGAAUUGGGCACUAUAAGGAAGCGAUGGAAAACAUUACAUAAUAAAAACCCUGAAAAGGAAAGAAGGCAUGGAAAAUGCCCUCUAACACCAGAGGAAGUUGGUCUUAUGCUUAGAGCUCUAGGAUACAGGAAGGAUGUCCAUAUGUAUGUCGCAUCAGGAGAAGUGUAUGGCGGUGAAGAAACAUUGGCACCUCUGAAAGCACUCUUCCCAAAUUUUCAUACAAAAGUAACUAUUGCCAGCAAGGAAGAAUUGGAACCAUUUCUAUCGUUUUCCUCUCGAAUGGCUGCACUUGACUUCAUUGUUUGCGAUAAAAGCGAUGUCUUUGUCACAAAUAACAAUGGCAACAUGGCAAGAAUAUUAGCUGGUAGAAGGAGGUAUUUUGGGCACAAGCCAACUAUUCGUCCAAAUGCUAAAAAGCUUUACAAGCUUUUCAUGGCUAAACACAACACUUCGUGGGAAGAAUUCUCAACAAGAAUACAAACUCAUCAGAUUGGUUUCAUGGGUGAACCAAACGAGAUUAAAGUAGGACGAGGUGAAUUUCAUGAAAACCCGACAACAUGUAUAUGCGGAGGAGGAGAAACAGAGAGCGAUAAGGAUGCGCGAUUAUUAGAUAUGGCUAGGCAGGCCAUUACCAGCCACAUUAGAGUGAAAAACAAUAAUAGUGAAGCAACAAUUGAUGAGAUUUUUACAGAUUAUGAUGAUGAUUAUCAAGGGAAAGGAACUUCCAAUAUAACAGAGUUGGAAACGGAAAUUGUGCCGAAACUCGAUCAAUCAGAACCGGAGUUAAUGUUUUCAGAUUAA
Molecule: messenger RNA, 1719 nt
Organism: Impatiens glandulifera
Lineage: Eukaryota; Viridiplantae; Streptophyta; Magnoliopsida; Ericales; Balsaminaceae
Product: protein ROOT HAIR SPECIFIC 17-like
Exons: 10
Coding region: 1-1719 (572 amino acids)
Source: RefSeq, a predicted model, not a curated record